AUGAUCCGCUUAAAACGAGAGGUUGCCCAAGAGCUAGGUGUAGACCACUCAACAAUCGCCCGCCGUUUGGAAAAAAUUGGAAAGGUGAAAAAGUUGAACAAGUGGCUGCCACAUGAACUAAGCGAGCGUUCCAAAGAAGCCGCCGCUUUGAGAUCAACGCUUCUGGUACGCAACAAGAACGAUCCAUUUCUGGAUCGUAUUGUUACAUGCGAUGAGAAAUGGACCCUUUACGACAACAGGAAGCGUCCUGUUCAAUGGAUGAACAAGGAUGAAGCUUCCAUGCACUUGAAGAAGCUGAAAAUGCCGAAAUGA
This is a messenger RNA of Necator americanus (New World hookworm), 312 nucleotides long. RefSeq lists its product as uncharacterized. Lineage: Eukaryota; Metazoa; Nematoda; Chromadorea; Rhabditida; Ancylostomatidae. Gene Ontology annotation, molecular function: single-stranded DNA endonuclease activity; histone H3K36 methyltransferase activity; histone H3K4 methyltransferase activity. Gene Ontology annotation, cellular component: condensed chromosome; site of double-strand break; nucleus. Gene Ontology annotation, biological process: DNA double-strand break processing; double-strand break repair via nonhomologous end joining; DNA integration. Bases 1 to 312 code for a protein of 103 amino acids. The record is from RefSeq and is a predicted model, not a curated record. The transcript has a single exon.